This is a messenger RNA of Insectozyma verbasci, 1497 nucleotides long. The record is from the annotation of a GenBank genome assembly. NCBI's taxonomy places the organism in Eukaryota, Fungi, Ascomycota, Pichiomycetes, Serinales, Debaryomycetaceae.
AUGUCUUUUACUAGAUCUUUAAUACCUGAAUUUGGUUCAAGGUUUAUUCCAAUAUCUUCAUCUUCACUGGUAUAUAAAAUAUGUUCGAAUAAUACUGAAAAUUUGAAUCUUAAAUCACCAAUUAAUAUUUCAUUAAGGGAAGAUUUAUUAUUCAAUCAUUCAAGCGACGAGAGUUCCAGUUCUGUUUGGCAACAUAUAAAUUCAUCAGAUUCAAGUUAUUUAAGUUUAAAAAGUCCAGAUUAUGAUUUACAUCAAGAAAUUGUUGCUGAAGCAUUAGAUUUUAAACAUGGUUCAAAAGUUCUAAAGUUUACUAACAAUACCAAAAAUGAUAUUACAGAUAAUUUAAAGAAAUUAAAAUCACCUAAAAUUUCUAUCAAUAAUGUUAAGAAUAUAAUGGCUAGUGAUAUUUUACAAGCACCAGGUUUAAGAAAUGAUUAUUAUUCAAAUUUAGUAAGUUGGUCACAAAAAACAAAUAGAGUAGCAGUUGGUUUAAGUAAUAAGAUUUAUCUUUGGGGUGUAGAUAAUAAUGUAUUACAAGUUGAUUAUAAUACUGAAGAUUUAAUUACUGCAAUUUCAUGUUCUAAAGAAUUUUGGAUAUUAGUAUCAACUUCAAAUGGCAAAAUUUUAUUAAUUGAUCAAGAAAAUGGUAAUAACACAGAUUCUGAAUUUUUAUUACCUAACGGUAAAUGUAUAUUCUGUUUUGUAUGGUUUAAUGAUUCAAAUUAUUUUAUAGCUGGUGACGAUGUUGGUGAAGUUUAUAUAUUCAAAAUUCACAAAUUAUUCACAACUGAAAUUGUUUUGAUUAAAAGUUUUAAAUGUCAUCAGCAACAAAUUUGCGGUAAAUAUUUACCUUUUUAUAGUGUAUAGUUUAUUUACUUACUAACAUUUUUAGGAUUUGCUUUAAAUUCAAAUAAUGAUGAAGUUGCCAUAGGUGCAAAUGAUAAUUGUUGUACAAUUUGGAAUAUUAAAGAUUUAAAAAAUCCCAAGCUAAAAUUUGUCCUACCUCAUAAUGCAGCAAUCAAGGCAUUAAAUUAUUGUCCAUGGACUAAUUCUUUAUUAGCUACUGGUGGAGGUAGUAAAGAUCGAAAAAUUAGAUUUUGGCAUACGGCAAGUGGUACAUUAAUUAAUGAAUUUUAUACAGAUGGACAAAUUACAAGUUUAAUUUGGUCAAAAUAUAAAAAAGAAAUUGUGGCAACUUUUGGAUUUGGUGGUACUGCUUUAAAAUCUCAAUUAAUUAAAGUUUAUUCAUAUCCUGAUAUGAUUACAACUAUUGAAGUUAAUGCAAAUUGUAAUUUAAGAAUUUUAUCUGCAACUUCAAGUCCAGAUUAUUGUUCGAUUUGUGUAGCUACAAAUGAUUCAACAAUUCGUAUAUAUGAAAUUUGGGAGAAAACUAUUGAAAUUUCACCAAAUUCAAUAUCUAAAAUUUCUGGUUGUUAUGGAAGUGAAAUAAUCGAAUUAGUUGAAGGAAUUGCGAAAAAGAGUGAUGUAAUAAGAUGA